This is a messenger RNA of Colletotrichum graminicola M1.001, 912 nucleotides long. Its product is annotated as cyclin domain-containing protein. The transcript is spliced from 2 exons. Gene Ontology annotation, cellular component: nucleus. The record is from RefSeq and is a predicted model, not a curated record. Bases 1 to 912 code for a protein of 303 amino acids. Gene Ontology annotation, biological process: regulation of transcription by RNA polymerase II. Lineage: Eukaryota; Fungi; Ascomycota; Sordariomycetes; Glomerellales; Glomerellaceae. Gene Ontology annotation, molecular function: cyclin-dependent protein serine/threonine kinase regulator activity.
AUGGCACAUAUGACCAAUCCGCUGGCCACGGCUGACCAGCUCUACAAACGCAAUUCUUUUAGCUCUCUCCCAGCCGACCUGCAGGAUGUUAUCUUCUAUGCGACGCAGUGUCUAACCCAGGCCGCCGGCGUGCUGCUUGACCUGCCACAAUCAACAACAGCGCAAGCAAACGUUCUUCUGGCACGGUACUGGCUCGUGGAGUCGCCAAUGGCAGGGGAAUUCAGCGACGUAUCGGCCGCAGCCCUUUACCUAGUCUCCAAGAUGGGACCACUCCCGCGCACGACUCGCGAUAUCUCAAACGUCUACGCCUACCUUCUCUCGCCCGCGUCGCCCCUCUUCCGCGGCGAGCCCCCGGACCCUGACAAGCGUCGCCCGGACCCGACGACGUACUACCAGACGGACGGCGAGUACGCUGCUUUCCAGACGCGGAUGCUAGCGGCCGAGGCGCGUAUUCUGUGGGCCCUGGGAUUCGAUACAGCAGUGGCGCUGCCGCACGCGCUGGCCGUGACGUACCUUCAGGCGCUCGACUUCGUGGGGGGACCCAAGAGCGAGAUGGCGGCGCGGGUCAUCGCACACCUGAACACGGCGCUGCUGAGCCCGCAAAUGCUCUAUCUCACACAUCAGCCGCAUGCGCUGGCGACGGCGGCGGUGUACAUUGCGGCCCGAGAAGCCGGAGCGAAGAUGCCCGAGGUGGCGUGGUGGGAGGUGUUUGACGUCGAGAGGGAGGAGCUCGGGUUUCUUGUCGUGGGGAUGAGGAGCCUUGAGGGCUGGGUGAGAGGGGUUAAGGAGACAGGCUUGUUGGCCGGUGGGAUGAUUACGAGGGGUGUUAUCGAGAGAGAAGCAAGGAGACGAGCUGGGGAGGCCGACGAGGAAGACGAACUUAUGGCGUUGAUGGACCAGAAGACAGCAUAA